This is a messenger RNA of Engraulis encrasicolus (European anchovy), 703 nucleotides long. RefSeq names its product fibroblast growth factor 8b (gene fgf8b). NCBI's taxonomy places the organism in Eukaryota, Metazoa, Chordata, Actinopteri, Clupeiformes, Engraulidae. Gene Ontology annotation, biological process: positive regulation of gene expression; neuron differentiation; heart morphogenesis. The record is from RefSeq and is a predicted model, not a curated record. Gene Ontology annotation, cellular component: cytoplasm. The coding region runs from base 1 to 672 and encodes 223 amino acids. Gene Ontology annotation, molecular function: growth factor activity; fibroblast growth factor receptor binding. The transcript is spliced from 5 exons.
AUGAGGCUUAGAAAUGCGAGAUUAGGCUAUCUGUUACUGCAGUUUAUAGCGCUGUCUUUCCACACACAGAUAUCCGCACAGUACCCGCCAAACUUCAGGCAUCACGUCAACGAGCAAAGCCGUCUGUCGGAUAGAAUGAGCCGGAGACUGACCAGGACAUAUCAGCUCUACAGCCGAACGAGUGGCAAACAUGUGCAGGUGCUCGGAAACAAACGGGUGAAUGCCAACGGCGAGGACGGGGAUAUCCACGCCAAGCUCAUAGUGGAGACAGACUCGUUUGGGAGUCGGGUCCGCAUCAAAGGUGCUAAGACUGGCUUCUACAUCUGCAUGAACAAGAAAGGAAAGCUCAUUGGAAGGAAAAAGGGCCACGGGCGCGACUGCAUCUUCACAGAAAUCGUGCUGGAGAACAACUACACGGCGCUGCAGAACGCCAAGUACAAAGGCUGGUACAUGGCCUUCACGCGCAAGGGCCGGCCGCGCAAGGCCUCGCGCACCCAGCAGCACCAGAGGGAGGCGCACUUCAUGAAGCGGCUGCCCCGCGGCCACCUCCUCACCGAGAGGAGGCCCUUCGACAUUGUGCCUUACGCCGUCAGCAGAAGGACUAAGCACGGGCGGCACAACCAUCAAAACCACAACCAACAGCAUCAGAGGCAGAAGGCUGUUCAUCGGUAGGAGGGCGAGACGGCUACAUGUAGACAGUGUG